Messenger RNA from Macadamia integrifolia, 1633 nucleotides. Its product is annotated as probable protein phosphatase 2C 44. Gene Ontology annotation, cellular component: cytosol; nucleus. Gene Ontology annotation, biological process: protein dephosphorylation. The transcript is spliced from 6 exons. Lineage: Eukaryota; Viridiplantae; Streptophyta; Magnoliopsida; Proteales; Proteaceae. Gene Ontology annotation, molecular function: protein serine/threonine phosphatase activity. The coding region runs from base 207 to 1199 and encodes 330 amino acids. The record is from RefSeq and is a predicted model, not a curated record.
AAUGGAGUCAUUAUGGAAAACUUUUCCGUGUGGUCCACACAUACAUUUCCGUGUGGUUCCCGCACCCACCCCGUCUUUCUUUUUUAUUAUUUUGGCUGCAGCAAUCAAAGUUCAUGACCGGUUUGAAGUCUAAGCUUUUGACAUGCAACUUUGCAGUGCAUCCAGGAUAAUCACGCCCUCCUUCUUCGGUUUCUCUUUAUUGAUUGAUGGACUAUGUCCAUACAUUAAUUAGUCGAGAAGAAAGACGAACAAGAAGAAAGAGGGGAAGGACACGCAGGGCGGCUUAUGUUUGGAAUAUGGAGAAGCAGUCCGUUUCUAGCGCUUCCACUAACGGGAGAAGGAGAAACGAAUUCCUUGAUAUGAUCAGGAGUGCUGCUUGUCUUCGUAAUUCUUCAUCAUCAUCUGACACUGGGAAAGGGCGGAGCAAGUCAUCGAGUAACAGAGUCUCACAUGGAUUCCACCUGGUGGAAGGGAAAUCAGGUCAUGACAUGGAGGACUACCACGUUGCGGAGUACAAGAACAAAAAGAAUCACGAGCUUGGAUUGUUCGCCAUCUUCGAUGGGCACCUUGGAGAUUGUGUGCCAAGUUAUGUGAAAGAUAACCUUUUUAACAACAUAAUUGAGGAGCCAAAUUUUUGGAAAAACACAGAGAUAGCAAUAAAGAAUGCUUACCGCUCUACAGACAAAUUCAUUCUUGAACACUCAACUCGGUUGGGGCCUGGUGGUUCAACAGCAGUCACUGCAAUUGUUAUUGAUGGUAAAGACUUGUGGGUGGCAAACAUUGGGGACUCCAGGGCUGUCUUGUGUGAAAGGGGCUGUGCACAUCAGCUCACUGUGGAUCAUGAACCACACAGUGAACGGAGAAGGAUUGAGAAGCAGGGUGGUUUUGUGACUACUCUUCCUGGAGAUGUGCCCAGGGUUAAUGGCCAACUUGCAGUUGCACGGGCAUUUGGGGAUCAAAGCCUUAAGGCCCAUUUGAGCUCAGAGCCUGAUGUAAAACAUGUGAAUAUUGAUUCAACUAUACAGUUUGUUAUAUUGGCAAGCGACGGCUUAUGGAAGGUCAUGAAGAACCAAGAGGCUGUUGAUUUGGUAAAAUCUGUUAAAGAUCCUCAAGCGGCGGCUAAAUGUUUGACCAUGGAGGCAUUGGCUAGGAAGAGUAAAGAUGAUAUAUCAUGCAUUGUGAUCCGUUUUGGGUCUUGAAGAUAACUGCCUUUUUUUUUUUCUCAGUGGUUGCUGGUGCAGUCGGUCUGCAUAAUGGCUAAUUCUGUGGAUUGGGUGGUGAUAGAGGGACUCAUCGGUUCCAGGUGCUAGGUGCUAGAAGUAGAUUCUAUGUCCUCUUCCUGGUCAAUGUCUGAGGCCAACCUAUUUGCUCAUUUUAGUGCAAAUGUGUGUCGUGGCUACUGUGAAACGACCACCUAUAUGUUAUCAAAGGUUGCAAAAGUCCACCGUUUAUCCAUGACCUUCCCCCGAUGUAAGUGAUUAACUUGGGCUGAUUCUUCCUUGUACAGGCAAACCUUUUUUUUUUUUCUAAAAGAGAAGAUUUCUUGUCUACUAUGGCUUUAUAUAGAAGAUCUGUAUAUUUACAGAUAGAAUAUGGGAAAUAUUUAUAUCGUAUAUUUCCAUGCUUUUUGUCA